Dibothriocephalus latus is the source of this 285-nucleotide messenger RNA. NCBI's taxonomy places the organism in Eukaryota, Metazoa, Platyhelminthes, Cestoda, Diphyllobothriidea, Diphyllobothriidae. The record is from the annotation of a GenBank genome assembly.
AUGACCAGCCUCUCGUUAAUACUGCUGUUUGCUGUUGCGCAGGCACUCGUAUGCCUGGCGUCGCCAAGCUACCAUAUUCUGGAAGUAGAGGAUGAGAAGGAUGUUAUGAGUGAAGACCUGAAAUUGACUGCGGAGGAUAAGAAGAAAGAGGAGGUGGAUAGUUUCAAUGAAGACGAUGUGGAGCUGAAGGCGGAAGAAGUUAAAAAUAUUCUGGUGACCGCAGGUCUCCGAUGUCAUAAAAUCUGUCGUUUCGGCCGGUGCGGGAUGCACUGUAUAAUUUAUUAA